Molecule: messenger RNA, 704 nt
Organism: Hyposmocoma kahamanoa
Lineage: Eukaryota; Metazoa; Arthropoda; Insecta; Lepidoptera; Cosmopterigidae
Exons: 6
Coding region: 1-627 (208 amino acids)
Source: RefSeq, a predicted model, not a curated record
AUGAACGACUGCGAAAUAGACAAUCUCAAGUCUGAACUGGAGCACGAGAGGACUUGUAGGGAACAGGCGUCAUGGCAGAACAGCGAGCUGGAGAAGCAGAUCGUGUCAAUGCAAGAAGAGCUCCGCAGAAGCGAUUACCCGUGGGACAACGAUCUCGACCUAGAGAGGGAAAGUGUCCGACAUAAACACCUGCUUGAUACAAUCGAGCAGUUGAGGGAACAACUGCCCAUAUUGAAGGACAGGAUUAAGAACGCUAAAGUCUGCGGCCCUGAUUGCAAGUUGAAGCACGACGACCUGAACAUAAAUUUGGAUAUUUUGACCCCUGCCGAGUUGUUGCGGACAGUCAAGAGGUUUGAGAGACUCAAAACCGAUCUAAUAAGCACUCUGCGAAGCAAGGAAUGGCGUUUGGAUUCAGAAUCAAAGCUGUUUGUCCGCGUCAAUGACCAGAAGACGUAUCUUCAGAACGAGUUGAUGAUCUGCCAGAAUAACAUCGCGCGGCUGCAAAGGAACAACUGUUACUGGCAAAACGGUAUGCUGCGUAAGAACGACGAACGUGUGCUGGACCCUAGGCGUGCACCAAUCAAGAAAAUAUUUGGCGACCGCCUCCCGCCAAUCGCCACCAAAUGAUACCCGGGCUACUGCGGGUAUUAGGCACUUGUUUUAAUCCGACAUAAAAAAUGAAUUCUCAAUGACUAUAAUGGUUA